AUGGAGGAGACCAGCCUGGAGUCGGCGACCGAACGACUGGCGAUCCGCCCGAAAACCGUCGACUUUCCGCUACCUCGCGAGAUCCGAGACUUUAUCUACGGCCUCCUCCUCAGCGGUGAGAAGGUGCAAGAUGAGCCGUACCACACUCGCAAUCAAGGGUCGAUCUCGCGCAACAGAAGUGCCGCUCACACAUACUCCUUCCAGCCCAGCGUGCUCCAGCUCAACAAGACGAUCUCUCGAGAAGCGAGCGAGGAGCUCCGCCGCUCGAACUGCUUCGUGGUGGUCUCCUACAAGUGGCCAGGCCUGGAGGAUCUCAUUCACACCUGCGACGUGCCAAUUGUGACGCAAGACAACUCCGCCGUUGCGAGAUUCCAGCACCACUCCAUGCGCAUCCAUCUCCGGCACCGUGACAUCUCACCAAAAGAUACAAGCUGCCAGACCCGUUCCUUCCUACUGCUGCUCCGCGACAUGCCACUCUUCUGCCGUACCAUCCGUUGGGCCUCUCUGGACAAGUCUGCGGCAGGCAGGAUGGUCCUCAAUGUCAAAGAUCCAGAGUCUCCCGUGGAAGAACUGAAUGUCUUCUACGCGCAGACUAGCAGGAACGUCUUCUGCACGAACGUCGACUUCCGCUCAACAACUCGGAAGCCAUUGUCUCCCACGCUUGAGGCAUCCUUGGUUCGUGCCGUUGAAGAUGUGCGCAUGCCUGGCCAGAAAGUGGUUGUUCGUGGAGCAAUCAACCUGUCCGAGACCACCACGCAUUUGCGAUCCACUGCCGGCGCUCCCUAUGUCUUCAUCACAGCAUUGGCGUGGGAUCUGCUCGACAUUGCGCAAGCCCUCAUGAAGACUGCAAACACCUUCGCUGCCGCUGGCCAGCAUGCGCAAGCAGCCCAGCGCUAUUUGGACAUCAUCGCACCGUGUCGCGACAGCUUCCUCUUUACUCCGUCUGAGGUUCUCUUCUUCUCCGACUGUGCGACGCCAGUCGUGCUGCUGUUUCGUGUCUUGAUGAACGCAGCCGCUGCAUACGGCUUUGAGAGGCUCAGAGCGUCGGACAUGACAGGUGUACAGGGUGCCGAUGACAUCGCGCAUCACAUUUCUUACUUCAUCAGUCAGUUCGACGACAGAAACAAGAUUCUUGGCUACGGGGAUGCAGAAAGGGCGACGUGGUUCCUGGUUACUCCGGCAUUGCAUGUGCAAUUGCUGCUCUUACUGAGUAAAGAUCAAGAGACAGAGAAGUUGAGGUCGCUCGUAGCAGCGUUUGGGCGGAUGCGGCAGUACCUGCCGGGUUCAGUGCAUCUUGCGCACGAUGAGGCACUUGUGCGAAGCUUGCUUGACGGCUCUACGGUGAGUGGUACAGGUAUUAUGGAACAGACCAGCGCGUGUGCACUGCCGCCUCCGCUAUUCGAGUUCGAGAUACCACAGCACACCGUCCGACCGCAACUGAAGGGAUGGGUGGUCGAGGACCAACGGGAGAAGCUCAUGGAGAUGGAGAGGAAGCAGGGCGGUGUCCUGGGAUGA
This is a messenger RNA of Saxophila tyrrhenica, 1515 nucleotides long. RefSeq lists its product as uncharacterized. The record is from RefSeq and is a predicted model, not a curated record. The transcript is spliced from 3 exons. Bases 1 to 1515 code for a protein of 504 amino acids. Lineage: Eukaryota; Fungi; Ascomycota; Dothideomycetes; Mycosphaerellales; Extremaceae.